Funneliformis geosporum is the source of this 1092-nucleotide messenger RNA. NCBI's taxonomy places the organism in Eukaryota, Fungi, Glomeromycota, Glomeromycetes, Glomerales, Glomeraceae. The record is from the annotation of a GenBank genome assembly.
AUGACUAGUAUGGUUACGCGUUCAUUACUACCAUUACCAUUUCUAGUUCUGGCAAUAGUUAACGCUAAUGCCGCAGUAAUUUCCAAUAAUACCGUUUUAUCAUCUUCCACGAAUGGGGAAAUAUUAAAUGAUUCGAUAGGAAAUGGAAUAUUUUUUGUGGCCGGCAUCAUAACAUCAUUCGCGAACAUCGUAGGGUGUUCAACGAUAAUGAUAGUUACUUUUAAUACGUGGAAAAAGUCGAAAAAGUUAUCCCCCACACAAAAAUUUCCAUUUUACAUGUCAAUAAUGGACUUAUUAAUCGCUCUUAUAACGAUUCCCAAUCUGUUUUAUCCAAUGAUGAAUUAUGAAUUAUUAAGUUCCGGGAAUUUGUGUCAAAUUAUUGGGUUUAACAUGUCGUUAUUAAUCACCAUGAACAUGAUUCUAAUGACUAUCGUCGCAAUUAAAACUUACUUACAUAUAUGUAAAAGAAUCAUUGUCAAUUUUGGAACUUACGAUUGGAUUUUAUUCACAUCUAUAUUUGCGUUCAGUUUACCAUUUAGCAUAAUAAUCGCUGUAUUUGAAGGUUACGGUAAAGAUAAUUAUUGGUGUUAUAUGAAUAGGAUGAACAAUUUUAGUAGUAAAAUAUCGAUGAUCUGCUUGGUAAUACUUGCUUACAUCGUAAUAAUGACUACAACAUUUUGUUAUUUAAAGGUAAUCAAAACCAUUCAUGGGGUAGAAUUGAUGCUCGCUUCAAAGUUAUUCAAAUCCGAAUGGUGUCCAAUAAAACGUUAUAGACCUUCUUUCAUGACAAAUGAUGACGGUUUUGAUUUGAGACCUCCAAGUUUCUUUACUACGACCGUGUCAAUUCAAUCUAUUCCAACUGCAUCACAACAGACGAUCGCUUCAAACAUAACGAGAGCGACACGUAAAAUAACUGGGAGCGUUGCAAAAACUUUUGUUUUCUUAAAGAAUGAAUUGUUUUGUGAUAAGGUAGUAGUAAAUCAAAGGAAUAAUAUAAGAUCCGUUAAUUCAAUUACGCAAUGUUCUUUUGCUACGACUGGAUCAUUAACUUCCCUACCCAAAUCUCUUUUGACGUCGAUAGAAGAAUAUUAA